This is a messenger RNA of Darwinula stevensoni, 2491 nucleotides long. NCBI's taxonomy places the organism in Eukaryota, Metazoa, Arthropoda, Ostracoda, Podocopida, Darwinulidae. The record is from the annotation of a GenBank genome assembly.
AACGUGUCAGACGUUGGCAGACUUGGGAGUGACACGGACAGGAGAAUACUUCGUGGAUCCUGACGGAGUGUUGAUCGGCGAUGCACCCAUCAAAGUGCUCUGUGACAUGGAGACAGAUCCAGUAUCCACGAUUGUCCUUCACGAUUCAAUGGGAAACACUGAGAUAGGUCGAUGUGCUGAUCCUGGAUGCUACAGUCGCAGCAUAAUGUAUGGUGCAACUGUGAAACAGAUGGUGGCAUUGAUGGAGCAAUCAAAAUCGUGUGAACAGCAAAUGAGAUACGACUGCUUUACGACGGCCCUCACUACUGCCGACACGCAUUAUUCAUGGUGGGUGGACCGUCAUGGCCAACCUCAGUAUUAUUGGGAUGGUUCACACGCUGGGGAGCACGUGUGCAAUUGUGGCCUCACUUCCGACUGCAUUGACCCGAUUAUGAUGUGCAAUUGCGACGCUAAGGCACCCCAAUGGGAAUCAGACGCUGGAAUUAUCACCAAUAGAACAGCGCUGCCUAUAAUUGAGCUGCGACUUGGCGGGUUAAGGUUUAAAGGGCAGAAGGCUAAUUACACACUUGGCGGGUUGGUCUGUAGGGCCAAGGUUCCUCCCCCGAACAAUCCAGCCGAAUCUUGUUCAUCUCUUCGCCGAGCUGGAAACGAUCAUCCUGGUUAUUACCUGAUCAACUCCAAGAAAGGUCGUUUGGAUGUUGUUAUGUGUAGGAUGGAUCUGGAGGAGACCGACCCGGAGUUUCAGGUGGAGACUAGUGCACGUAUUGCAUGGGGUGGUUUUACCCAUGGCAAGGUAACUCCUCCAGACAAUCCAGCCCAUUCUUGUUCAUCUCUUCGCCGAGCUGGAAACGCAUAUCCUGGGUAUUACCUGAUCAGCCCCAAGAAAGGUCGCUUGGAUGUUGUUAUGUGUAGGAUGGAUCUGGAGGAGACCGACUCGGAGUUUCAGGUGGAGACCGGUGUCCGUCUUGCAGGAGGAGUUUAUUUCAAUGCCUUUCAUUCAUUGGGAAGCGCGGGCAGCGUACUUCACUUCAAGGAAACCGCAGUUAACAGCAUGUGUCGGAAAAUUCAAGAACUGGGCCUAACUCAGCUCUACAGAGAAGAUGAUGACUUUGCCAUAAAGAUUCGUAUGAUGACAUGUCUCGCCUUCGUUCCAGUGGAAGACGUCCAGAAAGUAUUUGCUGAAUUGGAAGCAACCAUGCCAUCUGAAGCCAAACCUGUUGUGCAGUAUUUCCGGGAAACUUACGUCGAUGGAAGAAGACGACGGGGCAGAGCCAGAAAUGAGGUUGUCUAUCCACCGCAGCUGUGGAAUGUUCGAGAUCGAACCCUCUCCGAGCUCAAAGUAGAACUGUCAGUGACAGAGCAUGUCAUUUUGAAGUUGGGAGCGGGCAACAUUCCAGGGAAAAAGAAAGCAGAGAUUGACAAGAACAACAGAAUUCUGGCAAUCACGCGUACCUAUGGGGAUCGCUGCAAUAUGUCUUUCUUGAGAGGCUUUGUCACCGUAGCGAAAGUCACACCUCCCCCUCCAACUCCUCGAAUCACAGGCGACAGACAAUGGAAAGCGGAUAUUGGUCCGCGCCUAUAUCCGCCUUCAAGGCUACUGGACAAGGCUACUAGAAAGCUGAGUACCGACUACGAGAACAUGAAAAAAGAGCACGAACAACUCAAGUCUAGCUUCCAGGAACAUCUCCAGGAAAGAUACAAGCUUGAACUUCAACUGAACACCACAGAAAAAAGACUCCAAUGUCUGGAGGCUAUUAGCCUACAAAUAGCUCCCCGAACGUGUCAGACGUUGGCAGACUUGGGAGUGACACGGACAGGAGAAUACCUCGUGGAUCCUGACGUAGUGUUGAUCGGCGAUGCACCCAUCAAAGUGCUCUGUGACAUGGAGACAGGUCGUACAACUGUUUCACGACGGCUCUCACUACUGGAGACAUACACUAUGCCUGGUAGGUGGACCGUCACGGCGAACCUCAGUACUAUUAGGACUGGUCAAACGCAGGACAACACAUAUGCAAGUGCCGUCCCUCUGGCAACUGCAUCCUCUCCAACCUGCCUUGCAAUUGUGAUGCAAAAGCCCCAUGAUGGGAAUCAGACUCAGGGGCGGGGCAAGACUCCGCCCCGGGAAAAUCCAACAGAAUCCUGUUCAUCUCUCCGACAAGCUGGAAACACUCACUCCGGCUAUUACUUGAUCAAUCCUAAGAAAGGUCGCUUGGAUGUUGCUAUGUGUUGGAUGGAUUUGGAGGAGUCCGACCCGAAGUUUCAGGUGGAAACCAGUGCAACUAUUGCAUGGGGUGGAUUUACCCAUGGCAAGGUUACGCCUCCGAACAAUCCAGCGCAAUCCUGUUCGUCUCUUCGCCGAGCUGCACAGCAAAGUAGAAACGUACAAGGAGAGGUAGAUAUUGUGUCCCUCGUGUCUGCACGUGUGGUCCAGACGUACACGUGUACGUUGCUGAUGCAGAUGUCCGGGUUCUCGGUGCAGUACUCGAAGUAG